AUGAAAUUUUUUAAUUUAUUAAAAUUUUUUGGUUCAUUGAAAUUUGAGACAAGAAAAAAACUUAUUUUGCAAAAUAUACGUAAUCUUGCUAUGCCUGCCACCAAAGAGGUAUAUAAACGAAACAAACCACAUAUGAAUGUUGGUACUAUCGGACAUGUCGAUCAUGGCAAAACUACUCUUACUUCAGCGAUUACUAAAGUGCUAUCGGCGAAAAAAUUGGCUAAAUUUAUGAAAUAUGAUGAUAUUGAUAAUAUACCGCAAGAAAAAGCUCGAGGUAUUACAAUACAAGCUGCACAUGUCGAAUAUGAGACGGAAAAACGACAUUAUGCGCAUAUUGAUUGUCCUGGCCAUCUUGAUUAUAUCAAAAAUAUGAUCACAGGUGCAGCUAUGAUGGAUGGGGCCAUUCUUGUAGUUGCUGCAACGGAUGGUGCCAUGCCACAGACUCGUGAACAUUUACUUUUGGCUAAACAAGUCGGGAUUCCCGUGCAAAAUGUCGCUGUAUAUAUGAACAAAAUUGAUGAAGUACCAGACGCAGAAACUCAGGAAUUAGUAGAAAUGGAAAUGCGUGAAUUGCUGCAUGAAUUCGGUUAUCCAGGAGAAGAUUGCCCAGUAAUAUUUGGCUCUGCUUUAUAUGCUUUAGAAAAUAAAAAGCCUGAAAUUGGAGAACAGUCUAUACAUAAACUUCUAAAAGCGCUUGAUGAUGUUUUCGUUUUACCUAAUCGUAAUGUCGACACUAUAGCAAUGUUUCCCGCUGAAAAGGUGUAUUCGAUUCCAGGGCGCGGAACAGUUAUUACGGGAAAGCUGGAAAGAGGAAAAUUGAAGAAAAAUGAUAAAGUUGAAAUUCUUGGCAAUGGAAAAAGUCCUGUGAAAUCUACAGUCAAAACUGUGGAACAGGCUGAAGCUGGCGAUCAGUUGGGAAUUUUGCUUCGUGGUGUUGAUACUAAAGUAGUAAAACGUGGAAAUGUUUAUUUUCUGGAUAAAAUUUAUAUGUACCUGUUAAAACCAGAGGAAGGUGGGAUGAACGUACCGGUUGCAAACUAUUUCAGAAAACACAUUUUUUCAUUAACUUGGGAUACAUCUUGCCGUUUGAAAAUCAAAGGAAAAGAUUUUAUUAUGCCUGGAGAAGCUGUCGAAAUUUCACUGGCUUCUACCAUGUAUGUCGAACCACAGCAACGUUUUACGCUUCGUGAAGGAUCGAAAACUAUUGGAACUGGUGUCAUAACCCAUUUGCGUCCACCUUUAUCCGAUGAAGAAAAGGAGAAAAGAACAUUGAAGAAACUUAUGAAGGUCGAAAUAGAACGGCUUGGCUUUUGUCCCUAUGGUGAAUUGAUUGAAAAACGCUUGAAACCGGAUUACUCACACAGCCCAAAAGAUAAUCCACUCGCUAAAGUCUUCGAAGCCUCGUAA
Dracunculus medinensis (Guinea worm) is the source of this 1407-nucleotide messenger RNA. The record is from the annotation of a GenBank genome assembly. Lineage: Eukaryota; Metazoa; Nematoda; Chromadorea; Rhabditida; Dracunculidae.